CAAGAGAACACUUGCGGCAGGAGACGGAGCAAUCGUGGACAAUCUCCGAACACAGCAGAACCGACCGCCACCAUGAAUCGACUCUUUGGCGCAAAGACCAACACGCCGAAGCCAUCUCUCAACGACGCUAUAGGAAAGGUCGACACGAGGAUUGAGUCCAUCGACGUGAAGCUCGCUCGACUGAAUGCCGAGCUGGGCACGUACCAGAAGCGCUUGAGCUCGAUGCGCGAUGGGCCUGGCAAGAAUGCCAUCAAGCAAAAGGCCAUCAAGAUACUGCAGCAGCGCAAGAUGUACGAGUCGCAGAAGGACCAGCUGCAGCAGCAGAGCUGGAACAUGGAGCAGGCCGGCAUGAUGCAGGACAACCUCAAGAACACCAUGGCGACAGUGGAUGCCAUGAAGACCACGCAAAAGGAGCUCAAGAAGCAGUAUGGCAAGAUCAACAUUGACAAGAUCGAGAAGCUGCAGGAUGAGAUGGCUGAUCUCAUGGACAUGGGCAACGACAUCCAGGAGAGCAUCAGCCGGAGUUAUGACGUGCCCGAGGAUGUGGAUGAAGCAGAGUUGGAUGCGGAGUUGGAGGCUUUGGGUGAGGAUGUCGAAUUCGGCGAGACAUACGGGGAGAGCGAAAUGCCUAGCUACCUGGGAGAGAGUGCCCCAACCUUCAUCGAUGAGGCGCCAGAGCAGGCGGAGAAGCAGGUGGCCACAUGAGUGCGUUGUCCCUCUUUGUGCUAGGGAUGCUGUGCGAUAUUGCUUAUUUGCUCCAGCACAUAUCUAGCGGUCCCGUUUGGCCACUUGCCUCAACCUCGAGCAUCUUUGGUUCGCAUUACUGGAUUUAUAUCGGCAGGGACGCCCCAUCCGACGACGCAUCGACCCAGCCCGCCAGGUCCGGAAGUCAGAACGUGCAAAGAAGCAUUGGCACGGCAGAUGAUGUCAUUCGAGCGAUAGGCAGCGGUCAGAUCAAUCCAGCCAGAUAAGUUGGUGAUCGCUACAGCGCAUUACAACACGAGAAAGAUUCAGAACCUCAUCUCAUCACAUUUGAGUAUUGGGGCAAGGCUUCCACCACCCCACCGGCUGCCGCUACGUGUCACAAUUCGGCACCCUUGCCAGUGAACAGUUUCCCGAUGUGGCAUUAAGAAGACGGAGUGAUGUAGAAGAAUGGCUCGAGAAUGCGAAUGCAAUCUUUGUUGCUGGGCGAUGUCAUGAUGCUGUCGACUCUUACAGAUGACGCCGCGGAGAGCCCUCUCGAGGGGGCGAGAAGCCAGCUGGUGAUGAGCGGCAGAGUAUGGUUCAGAGCGCACAGUAGUUGGCGGAAGGCCAGACGCCGGGUUGGCUACUUUGAGCAUUAUCGUCGUGCUAUAGGUGGCAUCCAGAAACAGAAAGUGUACAAGAUGAGCUUUCGAUGGCUUCAAGCCAUAGCAGAUCCCAUCGCACUUAUCACGAGGAAUAUCAUCCUGUCCCGACAGUGCGUGAUUGAGAUGGUAGGUACAGGUACCUUCAUGUACAUUCAAUGGGGCUUGGUGGCCUCAGGCCAGAAUGAGUAAGCCAACCGCCUCGUACCCAUUCGGAACCCUUCACUACAGGUACCUAGUGAGAACAUCAAUAUAUCGGUCCUGCGACAGUGUCUCAUCACGGUCCUGGAUUGCUUGUUCGUUUGUCGUAACCACGGAGCUUUGGGAAGUCAUCUGACGGCGUU
Sphaerulina musiva SO2202 is the source of this 1690-nucleotide messenger RNA. RefSeq names its product SNF7 family protein. The transcript has a single exon. Gene Ontology annotation, biological process: vesicle budding from membrane; late endosome to vacuole transport via multivesicular body sorting pathway. NCBI's taxonomy places the organism in Eukaryota, Fungi, Ascomycota, Dothideomycetes, Mycosphaerellales, Mycosphaerellaceae. Bases 73 to 705 code for a protein of 210 amino acids. The record is from RefSeq and is a predicted model, not a curated record. Gene Ontology annotation, cellular component: multivesicular body.